CAGCCUCGGUCGCGGUAUCACACGGUCUCGCCUCCUAUGGUGUUCAUCACUGUUCACGACGCUGAGCUCAAACUAGUCAUACUAGUCCGCAGCGAUCUCCAAACAAUACUUAUUGUCGGUUCAUUCAUACUAUUGAUGAUGUCCACUCCUGUCCACUUCUGCGCCUCUCUGAGGAUCCGAAAUGCAACACGACAACUUUUAUGCAUAACCAGGAUUCAAUUGUGAUCUGACCAAACUCCAGAUCUACUCCAUCCAGGACCAUCAUCCAUAACGUCGAUUCUACUACUAAGUAGUACAUAGACUCUAGCUGGUUGGAGGAGUCACGUGAGGCUUGCAGAACUGAUCGCUUGGAAGUUCUGAUCAGAUAUCGGUGG
Molecule: messenger RNA, 374 nt
Organism: Suillus subaureus
Lineage: Eukaryota; Fungi; Basidiomycota; Agaricomycetes; Boletales; Suillaceae
Exons: 1
Coding region: 37-225 (62 amino acids)
Source: RefSeq, a predicted model, not a curated record